AUGGCGACGCGGCAGACUGACGUCGACGACGUCCCGCCUCCGCCGUAUUCCGAGACGGACAUCUACUCGACUUCCGGCCAGCGCUCACACCCGUCCUCGAACUCACCGCGCAUCCCCUCCCAUCAUGGGGACGACGCCGACUCGCGCGUCUCGUCGCACGCCUCAUCUCACAGCGAAGUCAUCUACACCCCUCCGCUGACACCGCGCACCACCGCCGCUGCAGCCGGCCCUCACCACCGCGAUUCGAAUCCCAACCUAUCUAGCGGCCCGCCGCAGUUCCCCGUCGCCGCUCCUGCGUCCACCUCAUCAGUACACUCGGAAUUCGCAGCCGCCUACUUUGAAUCCAGGCCCGCGCCCACUCCGUCCCCGCGGGACCAGCUCGUCCACCUGUUCACUGUGACCCCCUCCACGACGCCGGACGACAUACCUUGCCCCCCGACCUGGGCUGUCCGCGACGUCACGCGGCAGGAUUGGGCGACUUUCACGAACUGCCUUAUCCCACACCACACCGCCGCGCGGAACGAGGCCGUCAUCAACCGCAAGCUGCAGGCCGAAGAGGAGGCCAUCGCCGCCGCUGCCGCCGCCGCCACGUCGCAUGGCGGACGAGCGGGGAACACCUCCAGCGGUGCGCGAAGUAACAGCAGCAGCCACGCGUCGGCCCAGUUGGAUCAGAUCCGCUCCGACCCGGUCACCGACCCCGGCGCAGCGGCCGCCGUCUCGGGAUUGAGGCGGGAAGACGUGGAGGCCGUGAUCGCACAAUGGAACGAGGGCUUCUUCGGCCCACGCGGCGUCGCCGUGGCUCUCCACCCCACGGUUGACGAGCUGCGUAUGCCAGGCGCCUGGGACCGGUCUUUCGACAGGAACGUUGAGAGCCCGUCUAUCCCGGGCGGGGGAAGCGGCGGCCCAAUGCGCGGGUCAUUCCCCGUGCACCCGGGCCCAGGUUUGAGCGAGAGUGCGAACGAACCCCGGGGCAGUUGGAGUUUUGGGGGCAUCACGGUCACGCCGGACGGGAUCUCGAUCGGCGACCGCAUCGUUGCGCGCAGCAACGGCAUCCGGGUGGGAAACCUGAUCGCAGACGAGAACGGCAUCCGGUUCGGGAGCAACACCACGCCGCGCGCACAACCUCACUAUGUCGGUCCGAAUUCGAGCUGGACUCCUCCCCACCCUCCCAUCCCGCCUGCCCCCCCAGCGGCCCCUGCGGCGCCCGCGCCACCUCCACAAAUGUUCGGUCCCGGUCCCGGGCCUGGCCCGUUCCCUCCCGGACCGCAUCCUCCUCAGCCAUUGGGACAUCCGGGAUCGCACGAGCACCCCUUCUUCACGGGCGGCCAUAGCCACGCCCACGCCCAUGCCCACACCCACUUCCGCCACGACAGCGGGAGCCGCGGCCGCGGUCGCCCACCAGCCAAACACCCUUCCGACCAGCGCUCAUCAUCGACAUCAUCAUCGUUCUCGUCCUCUUCCUCUACGUCUUCAGCAUCAUCCGUCGGCUCGCUGCCAGAUUACGAGGACCUCUAUGCCGCCCAGCUGCCCGUUUACCAACAGCGCGUGGCGUCGUGGCUCGCGCACCCAGACCAACCCGUCUCGAGGGCCGACAUCGCGCAGCUCCGCGAGGAAAUUCGCUCCGCACCGGAUGCGCCGGGGCAGCAGAAGCAGGACGGCGGCCCAACUACCGCAUCUGCCGCGCCGAACACGGCUGACGAGGCGGCGCUGAAGGCGGAGCUCAAAGCCCUUACGCAGGAGUGGCGCAAGCUCAAGCGCCUGCAGCGCGCGGCGCGUAAGGAGAAACGGCGGGAGCGGCGCGCGAAGCGCAGAGAGGAGAAGAGAGACCGCAGGGAACAGAAGAGGGAGCGUAGGGAGCAGAGGAGGGAGGAGAGGCGUGAGCAGAGGGGGACUAGGAGGGGCGGUGGUGGAGGUGGGGACGGCGGAGCGAGGGGGAGUCACCAGCACCAGCAACAACAUCACCAGCAACAGCAUCACCAUCACCACCACCACCUUGGUCCGGGACCCAUGCCAGCGCCGUUACCAUGGGGCGCGCCCCAGCCGUUCGUGCCACAGCCGCCCGUUAUGCACACCCCGCCCAUACCGGCCGUCCCCAUAGUCGCGCCGAACGUUCCUAACAGUUUCCCGUGGGGCUCCGGUCCCGGCAGGGGGUUCGCGCCGUCGGGCGGGUUCCCGGGAGGCGGAGGGCCAUGGGGCACGGGAUUCGGGACGGGAUGGGGCCGCGGCCGCGGCCACGGACCCGGACACGGAGGUGAGCGUGCGUUUCCGUUCACCGGCGGGCCUCUCCAUCCAUCCGGCGCGUGGCCCGUCGGCAGUGGUGGCGGCGGCGGCGGCGGCGACGACGAGAGAAGUCCAGGGGCAUCCACGCCGGCCUUGCCACCGUCGCAGGCGCUCUUCAAAGCCGUGGAGGAGAUGGAGAUGGACAUUGCCCGGAGGGUCGACGAGCUGGACAAGCUGAGGAACGAGAUCAGAGGCGGUAGCACUGUCGGGGGGGGAAGGGACGGUAACGGUCGCGGUAGGGGCCGGUGCGGGUGGGGAAGGGGCGGUGGCAGCGGCGGGAGAGCUGACGAGGAGGCCCGGAGGAUGGAGGACGAGAUCGACGAGCUGUCGAGGAACGUCGAGAAGCUCAGGGUCGAGGCGGACGCCGAGUUUGCAAGGGAGCUGGCGGCGGAGGAUGGCAAGUCUAGCGGGUGGUAG
This is a messenger RNA of Colletotrichum higginsianum IMI 349063, 2697 nucleotides long. RefSeq lists its product as uncharacterized. The transcript has a single exon. Bases 1 to 2697 code for a protein of 898 amino acids. NCBI's taxonomy places the organism in Eukaryota, Fungi, Ascomycota, Sordariomycetes, Glomerellales, Glomerellaceae. The record is from RefSeq and is a predicted model, not a curated record.